AUGACCAUGCGAGAACACCGAAUGAAAAAGCGAAUAUGGCGAGAAGGAAAUAAAAGAAGGAUGAAGAAAAAUACGCUUGAAGAGGUACUUUUAAACACGUCAGGUCCAUCACCAAUACCAGAAAUCCCACGAAUGACUCCACCUGCAACACUGAGUCCCUCCGAAUUAUCUACUCGUAGUUCAAGGGGAAGAAAGCAAGCGAGAAGAAAUAGAACAACGUUACACAGAUAUAAUAUUAAGUUUCAAGAAAAAAUAGACCAGUUAGAGAAGAAAAUUCGAAAAUAUAAAAAGAGAUUGCACAGAAAAUCAAAAAAAGACAGCAGCACCAACAAAGAUGAAAGUAAUAGUCAGAAUACAAAGAAGUACAGCAUUCUUUCUAAUGCCAUUAAAGAACGAUACAAAACUGUCAAAAGUCGACAAGGAAAACGCCUCAUCCAAUCCAUACUUCAAACCCGUAUCGUAAAAAUGUCCAGAAUGCAGCUCGAAUUGGUAAGAGACACAUUAGGUGUUGAUCGACCUUUAAAAUUCAAGAGCGUUCUACCAAAACGUAGUGAUCUUGUACGGAAAAUUCAUCAGAUCUUCUUGCGGGACGAUGUAACGAGAGCUACAGCUGGUAAGAAGGAGACUGUCACGCACAAAAAAAAGAAAGUACAAAAACGAUUUUUGUUGGACUCUAUGAAAAACCUAUGCAAAGCCUUCUUGAAAGAAAAUAGCGGCCUCAAAUGCCACUACAGCUACUUCACUAAAUAUAGGCCAUUUUAUGUGAAGCCACCUACUGUAGAUGGAAGAGAUACUUGCUUAUGUAAGUUACAUGCAAAUGUUACCUAUGUGGUUAAUACACUACAUAAGAAUAAAGUAAUUGUGCAGAAAGACACGAAUGAAGUCUUACAUUCACUAGUUUGUUCUGUUGAUUCGGUAUCCUGCAUGAAAGGAGUUUGUCCAGAGUGCAAGAACCGGUGCAUAGAUUAUGAUAAAAGUAACCAAACACAAAUUGUAGACUUACGACAGUGGAUAAGGAAAAGUGAAGUUGUAGAAAAGGCAGGGAAAAAGGUAAAGAUUACAAAAAAUGUACCAGUUACUGAAAAGCUCACAAUUAAAGAAGUGAUCUAUAAAUUUGAGAGCGAAUUACAAAACUUCAAAACGCACAUCCACAAUAUUAGACACCAAUACAAAGCUUACCGACAGUGCAUUGACGGGCUGACAGAAAGUGAAGUAGCAUUACAUAUAGAUUUUAGUGAGAAUUAUGCCUGCAAGUAUCACUCUGAAGUCCAGUCUCACCAUUUUGGUGGUUCUCGUAAUCAAAUCACCCUGCAUACAGCAGUGAUGUACCAUUUUUCAGCAGAAGCACAGUCAAAACGGAUAACUUCAUAUUGUACAGUUUCAUCUAAUCAGAACCAUGGACCUUCUGCGAUUUGGGCGCACCUUCAUCCAAUUCUGUCGGAAUUAAAAGAAAAACAUCCUGCUGUAACGACUGUUCACUUCUUCUCUGAUGGACCUGCAACCCAGUACAAGCAGAAGAUAAACUUUUACCUAAUGGCAAACAGGUUUUUCGAAGAUUACGGGUUUCGUCAAAUAUCCUGGAACUUCUUCGAAUCAGGGCAUGGAAAAGGAGCUGCUGAUGGUGUUGGAGGGAUAAUGAAACGCCAAGCUGAUGCCAUAGUAGCUAGAGGAAGUGAUAUUGCAGAUGUGUUCCAGUUCUUUUCCGCACUUAAAUAUGCCAACAAAAUUAAACUGUUCAUGGUGACAGACGCAGACGUAAAAAACGUAGCAGCAACGAUUCCAAGUAAUAUUGUACCCCUGAAAGGAACAAUGCAAGUCCACCAAAUGUACUCGGAAACUCGUGGAAUCUUAAACCAUAGAGUAUUGAGUUGUUUUUGUGAAAAAUUCUGUUCUUGCCACGAUCCUAAAACUUAUCAGCCUCUGCCUGAAAUCCAACAACAACAAAAUACUGUGCACGAGUUCUUAUCUAACGAAAAAGAAGACGAUAUAAUUCAUGAUGUGGAAGAUUUCACGCUCUCUGAUAUUACGAACACAAUUAGAAUGCCAACUGAUCAAACUGUCGUCUGCGGUACUUCUUACCAAACACUCCAGCCUGAAGACGUUCAUCCAAUGAAUAUAAAAGACGGAGUUCAUGUAUUAGUAAAAGUAAGAAGCAAUAGGAAAAUUGAAUACACUUACGCUGGAGUAGCAAAAAGUACCGUCGAUGAAGAAGGCGAUGUCAUGGUAAUGUUUCUGAAAACAGUCGAUGAUAGUGGAAGACUGUUUAAGUUGGUGAAGAAUGACGUAUCGGAUGUUCCUUUUGAUGAUUUGAUUUAA
Molecule: messenger RNA, 2316 nt
Organism: Pieris macdunnoughi
Lineage: Eukaryota; Metazoa; Arthropoda; Insecta; Lepidoptera; Pieridae
Source: the annotation of a GenBank genome assembly